GAUCUUACAUGAUUUUUGUAACUGCAAAUAAUGUUGAAUAAACUAUAAUGCCAUCGCUAUUAAUUUAGUAAAAUAUUACCAAAAUAUUUCAGACAAAUGAUUUGUUUUUAAUCCCCAACUUUACAAACAAAUCAUUAAAUAUGGCAAGCAUGUAUGUGAGUAAAUAAAGCAAAAUGAGCAAUCAAGUGAAUAGGUAUACUCAUGAACGUCUACCGAAUUUAAAAUCAGUUUAACACUGAACGUUUCGCGUGUAAGAGCGGACUGUCUUUGCGAUACUUAAGAGGGGAAAUAAUCUAAUAAAAUAAAUAACAAAUUUCUUUUUGAAUAAUAUAAAUUCAAAAAAAAAAACUAUGUUAAAUGAAAAGUGAAAAUAUUGAAAAUACAAAAAGUAAAGUUUUUAUUAUUUGUUUAUAAACGACACACGUGACGCAAAAAAAAAUAUAAUUUUGCUUCAAGAGAAUGUAUUUAUUUGUAUUAAAAAUAAAUUAGAUCAAAUAUUUAUCAAUAAAUCUAAUUAUAAUAAAAAUAAAAAUUGUUAAAAGAAUAAUAAUAAUCACAACAACAAUUCCUCAUAAAAUAAAAAAUCUAGUAAAAAAUUUAAAAGAUAUUAGUUUUAAUUUGAUGAGUUUUCCCAUACGAAUAUGGCAUUAUUUUCAAUUAAUUAUAAAAUUGAUUACGCGGAUGUAACGUGCCAUAUGUCACUUGUUGAUGAACUAUAUACAAAACAGCGAAGUAUCACAUGUUACUAAGUGCAAAUUCAAGGGACAAGGUGCGUUACGGCAAAAUACCCAUACAUAAAGUUAAAACGUUCAUGAAUUUAUAUAAAAGUUAUUAAAAAAAAAACUCAAGAAUAUAAAAUUUGAGUUUGAUGAGAAAUUCUUAAAAACGUGUCGCAUUAACUUUUCUAAAUAAAAGUACAAGUACUUAAUAUGGAUAUAUUUACCGAUUAUAUGCAAGACAUGGAUUAUGAAUCACUGAUGUUAAUCUGUGCAUCAAUUGCUGCGGUUGUUAUUUGUGGAAUACUAUUAAUUAGUAAAAUAAAAAAUGACUCUGUGCAACGUAAUGGUAAUGAUAGUUGUCAUACAUCAUCAUUGAAGUCACAUACCUAUAAGAAUAUUAUUUUAAAUUCAGCUCUAUAUACAAAUGGUAACCGUCAGAAUCCUAUCAGCCUAAGUGGAAAGCAACGCAAAUCUCGCAGCACUAAUAACAGACAAGAUAUAACAAAAAAAAACACAAUCACCCCUUCCGGUGGUGGCCAAGAGAUACUCAAGAGGAAUUCAUCCGGAUUUAAAAUCAAGGAUUGGUUACAAAAUGAUUUAAUAAGUUGUGACACAUAUUUUGUAUCUUCUUUCCCCGAAGAUAAAAUGAAACCAUGUCAUAACCAAGCACAUCGUAACAGUACAUCCAGUGAAGCAACGGCUAGUUAUAGUUCAAGUAAUGAGGAUUUGUGUUUAACAUAUUUAAUAGAAGCAAGUUCACAAAAAAAUGGAACAAAAUUGAGACAGAGGAAACAACAAAAACGGAAAAAAGCCCUUACUUCCACGAAUUCUGCUAAUAUAAACAGAAAUAUCGAGUUCAUGGAUCUCGGUGAUGAAACUAUGGAAAAUGUAAAAUCUAAUGGACCAAAGAAGACAUCAACUAAUGCUGCCCUAAAAUUAAGAAAGCAAUGCGCAACUGCUGCUGCUUUGAAGGCAGUUUUAAAUAAUAGGCAACUCUCGAAGUCGUAUAUUCAUAGUCUAAGAAGUUCGGAAUCUAAUUCAUCCCUAUGCAAUUCCUUGUCAUCUGCUUCCUCAACAACAUCUAUAAAUUCGUCGCUUUCAUCGUCGGCUUCAAAUUCUCCCGCUACAUCAGUCAAUUCCUCACCCACGGCAUCCCCUACUGCAUGUAAACGUAAUACGGAUUAUUUGAAAAAAUCGGCAAAGUCAUUGAUACCACCUCUAAAACAAUUUACUAAAUUGAACAUGAAUGAGCAGGAAUUAGUUCAACAAAUGAGACGCUAUGUUAUCGAUCCAAGUCUUCUAAGAGUAUACGGCUUCCCUGUAGAAUCAGUUCACCAUGAGGGUAGUAUUGAAAUUUUUAAAUGCUUGCCUAAACAUUUGGCCGAGGAGGCUGUGACUGAAGACAACCAACGACAUCAUCGUCAUUUUUAUGGUCGUAAAAAAUCCGACAUCUUUAAUGUUAGUGAUGGUUUAUACUCGAAUUCCUGUGGUCAACGAUGGUAUGGUAAUAGUUCAACCGAUUCAGGCCAUGGUUCUGGCGAAUCAAGCCCACGCUUCACCGAUUCAGAUUCAAGUGAAAUGGCUGAAGAUGAAUUGAUAGCACCUGUAAUGGCAUUUUACACACCCGAUGGCGUAUACCAAAUAUUUUCAGAAUACUGUAAUUCCAUAGAGAAACAGUGUGUGCGAUGUUCCAAAAUGUUCCAAGUUAACGAAGAAGGCGAGUACUUGUCUUUCGGAUCAUGUACUUAUCACUGGGGUAAACUGAGUAAUGUGUACAAUGGGAAAUGCUACGUCAAUAUUUAUUCUUGUUGUCAAGGCGAAGAGCUUAGCGAAGGAUGUUCUCAGCAUGCUUUGCAUGUUUGGAAUGGUAUUGUUGUUGGCAUAAAUGGCCCUUACACGGAUUUUGUACACACACAACGGAAGGAUAAAGGUCUUAAAAAGCAUUCAAAAGUAUAUGCCAUCGACUGUGAAAUGUCUUACACAGGCUUAGGUUUGGAGGUCACCAAAGUCACAGUUGUAGGUUAUGAUGGUUCUCUUGUGUAUGAACACUUUGUGAGAACUCAAGCCGAAAUAAUUGAUUAUAAUACCCGAUUUUCGGGGGUUUCUGAAAAGGAUCUCUCAGCAGACUCGAAUAAUUCCAUUAAAACUUUUGCCGAAGUACAAAAAGACUUGCUAAAUCUCUUUGACGCCGAUACUAUCCUCAUUGGUCAUGGUUUAGAUAAUGAUUUGAGGGUUUUGCGUUUAGUACACAAAACGAUAGUGGACACGUCAGUGAUAUUUAGCCAUUCAACGGGAUAUCCAUAUAGAAGAUCUCUCAAGAAUUUAACAAAAUCCUUUUUAAAACGAGAUAUACAGUGUGGUGAUAUGGGUCACAGUAGUUUUGAAGAUUCUCGAGCAUGCCUAGAGUUGAUGAUGUGGAAGAUCCGAAAAGAUUUACGGCACUGGAAUUACUAAUCAGUACGAACAAUAUUAUAAGGGUUUUAACAAAAGUCUAAUUGUGAUCAAAUUUGUAUAUAUAUAAUUUUAAUUCCUAUGUAGCUAUAAAAUUUGUAAAACUUUAUAUAUAUUUUUUUAAUAUAUGUAUGUAUGUUGUGCGAAUGUGUUAUUAUAAUGAAUAUAAAUUUUGAUUGUAUAAAAGGGUGCUCGAUUCGGUCAUAUUUACUGAAAUAUUUCAUUAUUAGCUACAUUAAAUAUAGUUUUUUUAUUAUUUAUUUAUUUCAGUCUUUUUUUAAUCGAAAUAUAGGAUUUUGAAAUAUUUUUUAUUAAGCUAAAUAAUAUUUUUUAUUUAUUCAGUUAGAUUCUGGUGUACUUUUAAUUGUAUUGUAGUUUAUAGAAAAACCUGUUUCCACGAAGACGAAUACUUGAUCACCCUACCCUGCAAUUAUAUAUGUAUGUAAUUUUUUUAAUGUUAAUAAAAUCACAAGAGAGUGUGUGAUAAAGAUUAAGUGAGCUACGAAAAUUAAAUUUAGUUUUUUUCUUACAAUUUGCUUAAAAUUUUCUGUAUUACUUUAGCAGAAUUUAAGUUUUCAAUCAGAUCAAUUUUCUGUAUUAUUUUAGCAGAAUUUAAGUUUUCAAUCAGGUAAUUUUUUUAAAUUUAAAUGUUUAAAAAUAAAAUAAUAUAUUGUUUGAAUUCUAAUAAUAAA
Messenger RNA from Lucilia sericata (common green bottle fly), 3862 nucleotides. RefSeq lists its product as uncharacterized. Gene Ontology annotation, cellular component: nucleus. Gene Ontology annotation, molecular function: nucleic acid binding; exonuclease activity. The transcript is spliced from 3 exons. Lineage: Eukaryota; Metazoa; Arthropoda; Insecta; Diptera; Calliphoridae. Bases 930 to 3173 code for a protein of 747 amino acids. The record is from RefSeq and is a predicted model, not a curated record.